This is a messenger RNA of Cladocopium goreaui, 747 nucleotides long. NCBI's taxonomy places the organism in Eukaryota, Dinophyceae, Suessiales, Symbiodiniaceae. The record is from the annotation of a GenBank genome assembly.
CAGCAAUGAUGUUUGCCAGGCGGCUUGCUGAUGGUGGACAUGAGGGCCUCCACUCCAGAGCGGGGCUCCAAGACCCGCAUCUUCGAGAUGCGGAUCAAGGAGCAACAAAUCACCGGGCAACGCUUUGCGCCUCCACCGCUUCGCUCUCCUCAGCCCCGGCUGAAACGACCCGAGUUGGAAGGAGCGGUCAAGAGACCAGAGAUAGCUGCAGAAGUCCGACUGAUUCAGCCCUGGUUCAAUCUGCUGCAGCCAUGCAAAGAUUGCUUUACCAGCACAUUUGAUGAGGCAUGGAGCCUCUCCACCAGCCGCGAACAUGUCUCCGGCAUUCGAAGUCCCAGGACCAGGAGUCAAUCGCGAACCCCUGGACUGGAAAGCCGAUCCAGUGCUGACAGCUCGCGGCCCACGAGUUCGCAGGUUCCACUGCUGCCGAGACCCAGGCGCUUGGAAGACGAAGAUGCUGCCACAGUUUGGCCCCCCGGCACGGCUCGCUGGCGGCGGCUCCAAGUGCAGCGCACGGUGCAACGCGAAGAGCGCAGCGAGCGCAGCGAGGGCAGCGUUGCAGCGGUGGUGCCGCAGCCGGAGCCGGAGAAGGCAGGCAGGUUGUCCCCUCAGCCACCUACGAAGCCGCGCAAAGUGAAGCCGCGGCCAAAGCCCAGAAGCCGGCGAUGGUGGGAGCUGUAACCAGGCCAUAGCCACAGCUGUGGAGGCAUGUUGACAAUGGACAUCUCAAAGGAAACCAUACGGUGC